AUGUCGUUUUCUACUAUCAAGAAAAUAAAAUGGAAUUUUAACCCUCCAACAGCCGCCUGGUGGGGAGGAUGGUGGGAGCGCAUGUUUAGAAUGUUGAAAGAGAUGCUAAGAAGAAUUAUGGGAAGGAAAAGUCUUGACGUUGAAGAGUUGGAAACUAUUCUAUGUGAUUGCGAAGCUACAAUAAACUCUAGGCCACUUACAUAUAUUGAAGACAAUUCUGAAGGUCUGAAGCCAUUAACUCCCGCUUGUUUCUUACAAAAUAUUCCUAGCAGUGAAACAACUGAUUUAGACGAAAUUGACAGUAAAAGCUUAAAUAUAAGAUUGCGUUUUGUGCAAAUAUUAAGGCAGGAUUUAAGAAUGAGAUUUCGGAAUGAGUAUUUAGCAAUGUUGUUUCAUAAAGGUAAGAGUCGGAAAGAAUCUUUGAAAGUUGUAGAGGUCGUUCUUUUAGAAACUGAUGGCAAGCGUAUCAACUGGCCUUUAGGAAUCGUCAUUGAAGUCUUUUUUGGAGCAGAUGGGCACUCAAGAGUUGCCAGAGUGAGAACAGCUGAUGGAGAGAAGUUGAGACUAUUCCAAAGACUUUAUCCGUUAGAAAUCAACAGUUCGGAAAAGUUACCAUUCGUCGCCCAAGAUGCUCGAAGGGAGGAAAGUGUCUCUACGAAUAUGCCUCUACGCCCUGCAGCUAAUGAUUCAGAUUCCAGCGAAGAUGAUAAUUCCUCACCCAAAGUCCAAGAUUUUAUUACUAGAGCUGGCCGACGUGUUAAAAUUCCCAAUAGGACUUGA
Molecule: messenger RNA, 780 nt
Organism: Stegodyphus dumicola
Lineage: Eukaryota; Metazoa; Arthropoda; Arachnida; Araneae; Eresidae
Source: RefSeq, a predicted model, not a curated record